AUGGCACGGACUCUGCCACCCGCGGCUUCGCACUUGGUCAUCUCAUCAGCUGGACGCUCAAUCCGCGUAUUUAGACUCUGCCUCGGACAAACUGAGCAGAUCCCUCAGUCGCUCAAUUCCAACGACACAACCUGCCCUGCCGAGAUUGCUUCAACUCCACAAACACAGUUCAUUCUAAACCUGAUGUGCGAAGACGGCAAAUCAGAGAGGACGGCAGAUACCGUCGCCUCGUCUCGCGUCCAACCUCCGAGUGCAAGCGGACGCAGCGGACGGAGCUCCAGACUGCCUUCGCCGGACGCCGUCCUCUCAGACCCAGACUUCGCUCCUGGCCGCCGUGUAACUCGCAGUUUUCUCGCCGAGAGCUUGAUGGAUAUGCGCAUUCCACCGCGAGCAACGCCGCCUCCCCGGCUUGGCAAGAAACGCGGUAUUGACGAAGUGGUCGAUGACAGCACGCCGCCAUCGCCCGAUAAACUAUUGCGUGAACUAGACCAGCAGCACCAAGAAGCAAAGAAGGCCGGACAGCGCACCGUGGCCCAGUCUCUACCAAAGAAUGAGAAACCGCAAGCCCAGGGUCAGGACAAGAAGAGACAAAAGCAACUGGCCAUCCGAGGCAGUAACCCUAGUCGCGUGGCGGCACCGACUUCCGCGGGUCACCAAUAUAACGAUGGUAACGGCAAUCCAAGAAGGCCCGGCUCUAGCUCAGAGCUGCCAAAGGGUUGA
Molecule: messenger RNA, 720 nt
Organism: Colletotrichum karsti
Lineage: Eukaryota; Fungi; Ascomycota; Sordariomycetes; Glomerellales; Glomerellaceae
Exons: 2
Coding region: 1-720 (239 amino acids)
Source: RefSeq, a predicted model, not a curated record